GCCGACUUCUGCGCUCUGCCUGCUACAAGAUAGUGCUUUGUAGUUACUGCUACACUCCCAGACUAAGGCAACUAUGGACGGUCCCAGCACAAGCAGCUCCACGCCAGCUGCGUCGACAAGCGAGUCCCGCACCUGGAGCAAUUUUGGAUGGUCGAUAGCAGUGCGGCUACAUGCAGCCUGGGCUUGCUUUGACAAGUGGGCGGGGUGGCUCAUAGGCCUUGACAACUCGCCCUACCAGUGGGCAGUUGCGGAGUACCAGCUACAGAAGGCGGAGGAGGAGCGUGAGCUACAGCGACGGCUGAAAUCAGAGAACCUGGUGCGGCGGAAUAUGGAGGAAGGCGCGGGUCUGGAGGACGACGCAACAGCCCGGACAGGCGGGGCGGGCGACGCCGGCAGCAGUGGCGGCAGCGCCGGCGGAGGGGGCGAGGCGCAGCGGGACCUGGAAAUGACGCGGCCGCACAGCAAUGCCAUCUCCCGGUAGCAGUGGCGGCAGGGGUCGUCACGAGGCAUGCAGCUGCGGGGGUUAGUGAUAAGGUUGCCCGGCACGUGGCUGCUGGUGGUUGCGGCGUCGCGUGACUGACGUGGCGCGGGAUGUGACGCGAUAGGCAUGCAGGUGCUGUGAGACGAGGCGGGCGGUCGGUACUAGCUGUGCUGGGUUAGCGGCAGUCGUGCGGUAUGUGACGUUUGGGCACGCACGCGGUCCAGGCAUCGCCGAAGCCUUAGGCCCGGGUCUUUCACUUACGGUGUGUAUUGGAUUUGAGUUUUAGGGUGAAGACAUGCAUGCUCGUCUGUGACGGUGGUGGCGUCGUGGGUUAGCGACAAUCACUGUUCUGUUGCCCGCGCAAAGUGUAGCGGCAGCAAGGGUACGCGGGCCCUUCGCAGUAUGGAUAAUAAGCUUGCGUGCACUAUAAAUACGCCGGGGUAAGGCUUAAAGUGGUGGCUGGCAAGGUGACACUGGCAAGGUGAUGGAAUUCCAAUUCGCAAACGCUCAGCAGGUGUGAACCCAACCGCCGGGGCGGCCGUUGGCUGUUCAGCGGGGCUCGACACGGCUCGUAGCGCCAGGGAUAUAUUAAGGUUUCGACUGGGCGAGUGUCGGGUCCCCGUGAACUGGACGGGAGCCAUUAAAUGCUAUAAUAAGCAGCGAGAAGACUAAAAAUAAAAUGUAAAAUAAGUAGCAA
Chlamydomonas reinhardtii is the source of this 1178-nucleotide messenger RNA. RefSeq lists its product as uncharacterized. Bases 74 to 481 code for a protein of 135 amino acids. The record is from RefSeq and is a predicted model, not a curated record. Lineage: Eukaryota; Viridiplantae; Chlorophyta; Chlorophyceae; Chlamydomonadales; Chlamydomonadaceae. The transcript is spliced from 4 exons.